AUGGCUGCUACUGCGACAACAACAGCGACGACGACGACAAAGGCCAAGCCGGUCUCCAAGGCUGGUGCCAAUGGCACCCCCAAGCAGAAGACACAGAUGCAUCGCCGUUCCAGGACAGGAUGCUACACAUGCAGGUUAAGGAGGAAAAAGUGCGAUGAGGGCUCACCCAUGUGCACGGCUUGCAAGCAUCUCGGCCUAGUAUGCGAAUACAAGCGGCCGAUGUGGUGGAGCAACAAUGAUGCGCGGAGGAAGCACAAGGACGAAAUCAAGAUGAUCAUCAAGCGUAAGAAGCUGUCAGAGAAGCCGACGCAUACGAUCCAAACUUCGAUUGGGUCACCGCCAGGCCUUUCGCAUUCCCUCCCAACCUCUGCAACCUUCUCCGAUCCCCUCGACCGCGCGCGAUCAGCCUCGAUCGACUCGCACUUUGGCUUCAACUUCAACAGCCCGCAAAGUUCGCAUGAAUUCGGCCCAUUUACACCGCAGAUGCACCCCGAGUUCAUGUUCUCGCCUUUUUCACCUUACGAGAUCGAUGUCAGGACUGAAAGGCAGAUGUUUAUCAACGACAUUCCGACUUUGAAGGAAUCCACAACGUCCACCUUCAGCACAUACCAGACCCCUCCGCCGCCGGGCGUCAUCCUAUCACAAUUCCCUCUGGAAGGCGAAUGGACGGAGCAGGUAUACUCGGAGCGGCGGGAGUCGCUAACUGAAGAGACGCUCAACGUCAACUUUUUCGAUUUCUCCAACGGGCCGUCGACAAGCUCAAGGCAAGUCGCAAUAGAGCUUGACGAGGGCGAUCAACGGUUGCUUGAUCACUUCAUUCAAUUCGUGCUUCCCACCAUCUUCCCUAUCCUGGAGUCCAAUCAGCGCGGGUCGGUAAGCUCCGAUCUCAUCCUGCCGGCACUGCAGAACAACAAGGGCUACCUCCACUGCUGCUUGAGCAUCGCUGCUCAGCACUACAAGGCAACAACGGGCCUGCAGGGCGACGAGAUUGAUGGGGACAUCAUGCGACACCGGUACGCGACCAUCUCGGCGCUGUGCGACGCGCUCAACCGGGACGAGAACCAUCAACAGAUCCUAGAAGCUGCCCUCGGCCUCAUCUUCUUCCAGUGCUGCGUCGGCCGCUUUGACGACUCGCUUCCCGACAUCCCCUGGCACCAGCACUUUCAGGCCGCCAUUUCGCUUGUCCAAAAGCUCGACCUUCCCCGGAUCGUGUCGGACCCCAACGAGCCGCUCACUCAAGCGCCCUUCAACAUGACCCUCACUGCGUGGAUUGACAUUCUGGGCGCGACGAUGCAAGGCCGCGCGCCGACAUUUGCGCACACGUACCGGGAAAAGCACCUGUCCCAAACCAACCCGUCGCUCGGCCUUCGCGAGCUAAUGGGGUGCGAGGACCGCGUCAUGUAUCUCAUCUCGGAGAUUGCCUGCCUCGAGGCGCUGAAGAAGGACGGCAUGGACGACAUCACGCUGUGCCAGCAUGUCCACGUGUUGGGCGACCAGAUUGGCCUGACCGAGAUGAGCGAGGGCGCGGCCACCCCCGUGCUGCCCUUCAACGCCAACGGCUCGCUCAGCCCCAAGCAGUUGAGCAAGAACAUAACGGCCGCCUUCCGCCUCGCCGCCCGCAUCUACCUCUGCAGCCUCGUCCCGGGCUUUUCCCCCGCCCAGGCGAGCUGCGUCGGCCUGGUUGAGAAGCUCGUCGCCGUUCUGCAUACAAUCCCCUCCGGCCCGGCGGGCUUUGACCGCUCGCUGUCGUGGGUUUACCUUGUGGGCGGCAGCGUGAGCGUGGCAGGGAGCUCGUUCCGUGCCUUCUUUGAGGACCGCGUAGCGCAGCUGGGCGACCUGGCGAACUUUGGGAGCUUUGGGCGGGUCGCGUGCCUGCUGAGAGAGGUCUGGCUGCAGCUCGAUUCGCAGGCCGUGUCUUCAUCGUCGUCUCCUCAGGACGGGGAGGCUCCACGGCAGCCGCAGCCGCAGCAGCAGUACAUCCACUGGCGGGAUGUCAUGCAGAUGAAAGGCUGGGAUUACUUGCUCAUCUGA
This is a messenger RNA of Canariomyces notabilis, 2031 nucleotides long. RefSeq lists its product as uncharacterized. The record is from RefSeq and is a predicted model, not a curated record. Bases 1 to 2031 code for a protein of 676 amino acids. Lineage: Eukaryota; Fungi; Ascomycota; Sordariomycetes; Sordariales; Chaetomiaceae. Gene Ontology annotation, biological process: regulation of DNA-templated transcription. The transcript has 2 exons. Gene Ontology annotation, molecular function: zinc ion binding; DNA-binding transcription factor activity, RNA polymerase II-specific.